UUAGAAUAAUAAUAAUCUUUAGUCACGUGUGACGUGACGUCAGGUCUUACUAUUCAUAAAUUCUCACUACAGUCAAUUGUUUAUUAAUGACGAACGCUACUGACCUAGUUCGUGAAUACCAUGACGUUCCUAGUCAAUCAAUUGUCAAUCCAAUUAUAUGUACUUUUUCAACUCAGAUUAUAUAUAAAAUUAAGUCAAUUAUAUUUAUAUGAUGUCAAAACUAUAACCGUUUCUUGAGUCCGUCGUUUUAAGAGAUGUAAUAGGUUCGUCCGAAAUAGGUAGGAUUUGUACGUUUAUUAUGCUGUGUCGAAUGCUUUAAAACAAUUUGCUCAUUUUAAUUUAUUUUUCGAGAGUAAAUAAAUAUUGUUUUAUAACGCGAGUAUCAAACGAAAAUAUAGUUUUCAUUCACUUUAAAAUUACGACUAUUCGUGCUGUACUAUAUAGGUCUUGCAUUUAUCGAUAUGACACGAAUCUAUAUAAAACAUAUAUAAUGUGUUAUAAAUAAACAUCGUUUAUAUUAAUAAGUUAUCGAAAAUACAAUGUCGGCAUUGAUGAGUCAAACGUCGAUUGCAGAGUGCAGUGGACUAUCGCACGUGCGAGACGCCUAUCAUUCAACUAUCGCCUUUCCUAUAUGGACUAAUGAAUAGUUUCAUUAUGUGGGGCUAAGAAGCACAGACUGUUAUGAUUUAAUCAAUUUAAUGUAAAAAGCAAAUUCUUACUUAUACAAUUUACAUAAUUAGAUGUAACCACUCACUGACAGCUUAACGUUCCUUUUAGUUUUUUCGCCAUCGUUACAAACAUACAUUUGGUAGCUGUAACACGUAAAUAUAUAUACUCUAAGCAGAGACUGUACGUGAGGGUAUUGUUGGACUGAAAACUUUUGUGGUUUUUAUUAUUUGCCGUUUGGCACCGCGGAUGCGGUGUCUGGUUAUUUGUGGAACAUAGUGCGGUUAGUGUUAGAGCUGGGGUUGUUACUCGGUGUGAUUGGUGCGCGACGCCAAUGCGGCGCCGGCGCGGGCGCAAUGUCGCCGCCGCGGGCGCUGCUUGCGGCUCUGCUCCUCUGUCAACUGCUGUCGUACGGUGGCCACCAAGGACUGACCAAGAUUUUUUACACGUUACCUGACACGGGUCAGCCUCCAAUACUCAUCUCUCUAACAGACAACACAAAACUGGAUUUAAAAACUGCAGAUGAGCUUCUAUUUACCAAUGAUUCUGAACAGCACAAUCAAACCCAAAUGUUCGCCAUUGUGGACAACAAAACGGUUGAAGGUGAGAAAACAUCAGAAACGGUGGAAAAAGAAUCAACAGAACCUCGACUCAUUGUAAAAGCUAAAUCAAUGCAUGAAACCCGACAGACAGAUGAAAAUAUUCAGAGUACCACUACCAUCCCCGAAGCGGAGACUACCGCCGAAUCUCAAUUAGAAAACGAAUCAGAAGAAGACAUUCCUAUCAACCCGGAAACACCGCAGGAAGAUAUUCCAUCGUUUUCAGAGUGGGCACAAAAGCAAUUGGCAGAAGCAGAAAAAAAAGAUACAGUACUAAACCACUCCAGUCAACCUAGUCAUAGCAAUACUAAUUUUAGCAGUAAGAGCACUAAGUUGCGGUCAAAAAAUUACGCGUCACCGGCGUGUGGCGCAAAAAUUAUUGCGGUAAAUCCGGAAGCUGGAUCGGCGAGUUCGAUAUUAUCUCCAAAUAGAGAUGAGUAUAUGCUCAAUACGUGUAACAGCCGCAUAUGGUUCGUAGUAGAGCUUUGCGAGGCUGUUCAAGCUCAAAAAAUAGAAAUAGCCAAUUUUGAAUUAUUUUCCUCAACUCCCAGAGACAUCGCUGUGUAUUUCAGCGAUCGAUUCCCGACAAGGGAAUGGGCAAGUGUCGGACAGUUUACUGCUCAAGACAUGAGAGACGUUCAAAGUUUUGACCUGUAUCCACAUUUAUUUGGCAAGUUUAUUAAAGUUGAAAUGCUGUCGCACCACGGAUCUGAACAUUACUGUCCUAUAUCUUUGUUCAAGGUUUAUGGUACUUCUGAAUUUGAGGUACUUGAAAAAGAAAGCUCACAACAUUCAGCACUUAUUGAUGAAGAUGAAGACGAUGAAAUAAUUGAUGUUCCAGAUAUGCCUGCAACUGAAACGGAGCCAUCCAAAAAUUUAUUCGGCUCUGCAAGAGAUGCAGUAAUGUCGAUCGUUAAGAAAGCUGCUCAAGCAUUCAAAACGGAAGUUCCUAAAAAUGUGUCCAGUGAACAAAACGAUACAUUAUCAGACAAAGUGUACAAACGGUGUUGCUCUCCAAGCCAUAUUAUAGUGUGUGAUAACUGUAGUGACAUUCUUUACAGUGAAGUGUAUGAACUUCUUAGUUGUAGCUCGGACAAAUUAACAAAUUUAGUGCGAACCGUAUUCCUUAGAGAUACUUUAAAGUGUACCGGCAUAUGUCAGAAGUUCGGUUUAGAUUUUAAAAGUACAAAGACUAUAGAAUUUAGUGAGGAGCGUGUAGCAUACAUGAACGCUUUAUUUCCACCAAAAUAUUUGGCCGCGUUGUGUAACAUUCUCGCUAUUAAAGAAAAGAAGGUCGUUCUGAAUACGAGUUUUGAGUCUGAAUUAAAUGUUACCACAAAUAUAACCGUCGACGAAUCGCCUCAAAAUCAUAGUGAAACCAACAGCGAACAAGAUGUCAAAUUAAUUACAGUAAACACAGAUAGUGACAGAGAUGGUGACAAAACUUUGACAUUAGAAGAUAAACCUACAGUACCUGAAGAAAAGAAUGAUAGUACUCCUAUAGAUAUAAAAGACGAUAAAAAAGAUGAUAAUAAAGAGGACUCUAAUGUGGCAGUCGAAGACACGGUAGUGCUUGUUUCCCAAGAAGAUAUACUACCUGAUAACAAAGUUGAAACGACUGAUGCAGAGAAACAGGAUAUACUGAAAACAGAUACGAAAUACGGUAAACCAGAAAUAUUGAUAGAAAAAACCAAAGAUUCGACAAAUAAUGCUGACGAUAUAAGUGAACCCGCAGUUUCUAUUGAUGGUGACAGCUUUAUAUCCGAUUUUGAUCAGAUGGCUGUAGACCCGCAACCAGGCAGUCAGAAUAAUGUUAAUCAAAACCAAGCACAAUCGACGAUACAGAAGGAAUCUGUGUUUCUGCGCUUGUCAAAUAGGGUUAAGACGCUCGAGCGUAACAUGUCUCUCUCUGGACAGUAUUUAGAAGAGUUGAGCAGGCGAUAUAAGAAACAAGUUGAAGAAAUGCAGAAAUCUUUCGAGAAAACAUUGGUACAGAUGACAGAAGAAAGAAAGAAAAGCAACGAACGGGAACAAAAGUACAUAGAGCAAAUGAGCAACUUGCAAGAGCAACUCGCUAAAAUGGCCUAUAAUAUGGAACUACUUAUGGAAGAUCGAGAUAGCUGGUUCGGAAACGUAACUUUCUUUAAAUUUGUAGUAUUCCAAGUUUUAAUAGUUAUAGGAAUCAUUUACUAUCUGUUACAAAAACAAAAGCCAGAACCAGUUAUAUUGCAUGUGCCGAAAAAGAUAAAGAAAAGACAGGAGAAAUUAAGAAGGCGAUCUGUGGAAGGUGUGAGUGGGCAUGCAACUCCUACUGCAAAGAAAAGGCGGCCGAGUGAGGAAGCAUUCCAAAUUGCAAGACAGUCUACUGAAGAUGUAGGAAUAGAACAUAAUAAUGGAGAAUGGCAAGUAGCCAAGAAGAACAGGCGACGAAAACCAUCAGUGUAUCAACAACACGUAGAAUUAAAUACAAACAUUAACACAAAUCAAGAUGAAAUCAGAAAGCUAGACGAGAAUCCAAUAGCGUUAGACGCAAACGAAUAUUUCGCGCCCAUACCAGAACCAGUAGAAUUUAUUGAUGUAAAUAAGAAAGAGUUACCAAAAACCAACGGGUCUUUCUUCAACAACUUGAAGAAUAAGACUCUGAAAACGAGGCGGCUCUCGUCUCCCGCUUUCCUAAGGACUUUAAACAGACAAAGUCUUCGAAGUACUCCUAGUCCCAUAAUGAGGACUAUUGAGCCUAUUUUUAACGGAAAAAUAGGUAAAAAGGCUGCUUCUGAGUCGCCUACUGGUAGUCUGUGGUCUGAAUCCACAGAUAUUUCACAAAAUGGACCGCAGUAUAGUGAAAACGGUAAAAAGAAGAAAAGUUUAAAAAAUAUUCUUAAAAAAGUGUUUUAGGACUUAUAUAAUCAUGUUUCUAUGCUAUUUGGCUAUUGUAAUUUAUUUCAUUAUGGAUGUAAUUAUUGUUAAAUUAUUGUAUAUUAUUUGUAUGAAUGUUAGUGCUGUGUAGGUGCCAAUUGUGAUAAAUUCGGGAGCCUAAUGAUAGUUGUUGAAUUGUUUUGUAAUGCCGCUUGGGACAAUAAAGUAAAUUGAUCAUGGACACUAGUCGAGUGAGCGAAUACAAAGAAAUGGCAUUAAAUGCGUUUUAUUUUA
Messenger RNA from Pieris brassicae (large cabbage white), 4415 nucleotides. Its product is annotated as SUN domain-containing ossification factor. The record is from RefSeq and is a predicted model, not a curated record. The transcript has 3 exons. The coding region runs from base 1023 to 4160 and encodes 1045 amino acids. Lineage: Eukaryota; Metazoa; Arthropoda; Insecta; Lepidoptera; Pieridae. Gene Ontology annotation, biological process: protein folding in endoplasmic reticulum. Gene Ontology annotation, cellular component: cytoplasm; membrane.